Molecule: messenger RNA, 1126 nt
Organism: Trichomycterus rosablanca
Lineage: Eukaryota; Metazoa; Chordata; Actinopteri; Siluriformes; Trichomycteridae
Product: zinc finger protein 502-like
Exons: 1
Biological process (GO): regulation of DNA-templated transcription
Molecular function (GO): RNA polymerase II cis-regulatory region sequence-specific DNA binding; DNA-binding transcription factor activity, RNA polymerase II-specific
Source: RefSeq, a predicted model, not a curated record
CAGCGCAUUCACACAGGAGAGAAACCAUAUCACUGCUCAGAGUGUGGGAAGAGUUUUACUACGCAGAGUAAUCUCAAACAACACCAGCGCAUUCACACAGGAGAGAAGCCAUAUCACUGCUCAGAGUGUGGGAAGAGUUUUACUACGCAGAGUCAUCUCCAACAACACCAGCGUAUUCAUACAGGAGUGAAGCCAUAUCACUGCUCAGAGUGUGGGAAGAGUUUUGCUUACAGUAAUGCUCUUAAAGUACACCAGCAUGUUCACACAGAAGAGAAACCAUAUCACUGCUCAGAAUGUGGAAGGAGUUUUACUCAAAGUAGUGCCCUUAAAGUACACCAGCGUAUUCACACAGGAGAGAAGCCGUAUCACUGCUCAGAGUGUGGAAAGAGUUUUGCUCAACAAGUUAACCUCCAAAAACACCAGCGUAUUCACACAGGAGAGAAGCCAUAUUACUGCUCAGAGUGUGGAAAGAGUUUUGCUGAACAUGGUACCCUUCAAAAACACCAGCGUAUUCACACAGGAGAGCAGCCAUAUCACUGCUCAGAGUGUGGAAAGAGUUUUGCUGAACAUGGUACCCUUCAAAAACACCAGCGUAUUCACACAGGAGAGAAACCAUAUAACUGCACUGAGUGUGGAAAAAGUUUUGCUGAACAUGGUACCCUUCAAAAACACCAGCGUAUUCACACAGGAGAGAAACCAUAUUACUGCUCAGAGUGUGGAAAGAUUUUUGCUCAUGAAAAUAAUCUCAAACAGCAUCAGCGUAUUCACAUAGAGAAACUACAUCACUGUUAAGACUGUGGGAAUUGUUUUAAUUGCACAUUAUGUUUUCCAACAACACCAGCGCAUUCACACAGGAGAGAGGUCGUAUCACCGUUUACUGUCUGUAAAAACUUUAGUGAAAGGAAUAUCCUUUAAGUACACCACACCAGCGCAUUCACAUAAGAGAACGACCCAUAUUGCUGCUUAUAGUGUGGAGGAAGUUUUACUGGAAGCAGCAUUUUUAAUAGACACCAGUACGGUCAUUUUUUACUAAUAUACACUAGAACUGUUCUACUUCAAUUAUCAAAUGUACAUGAUGGUAUGAGUAUGAUCAUUAAUCAUCAAAUGUAAUGUGGUGUAAUGUACC